UAAAAAGUAGGCUAUAAAGUAGAAAUGAGGACCUAUUAUAUGAAGAUUAGGCUAUAGAGUAGAAAAUGAGUACCUUAUAUGAAGAUUAGAAAUCUCCUCUCUCUGGUCUUCCCUUCCGUCAAUUCACCUCGCUCAGCGCAACCUACCGCUGCUCCAACCUCCUUACACAGACUCACUCCACAUUCACACCAUCCACAGACAUGGCUAUGGCUGUCUGUGAUGCUCUGACUUCCAUUGGAAGAAAAGUUGUUGAAUUAUCGGUGGAGCCAGUUGGGCGUCAAUUCGAUUAUGUCUUCUAUCGAGUGAAAUACAGUGAAGAGCUACGAAAGCAAGUUCAAAAUUUGGAGGCUCAGAGAAAAGAUGUGCUCGACUCCAUCGAUGUAGCAAAAAGGAAUAGAGAAGAAAUUCUAGAAAAUGUCAAGAAUUGGAUUGACAAAGUUAAUGGGUUCAUUCUUGAGGCUAAAGAGUUUCUAGAAGGUGGUACCAAUGUGAACCAGAAAUGUUUGAAUGGGUGGUUUCCUGAUUUGGUCACACGACGCCGGCUAGGUAAGGCAGCCAAAAAUAAAACAGAGGAGGCUAAAGAGCUGGGAAAAGAAGGCACAUUCAAUAACAACAUAUCCAAACCUGCACCUCCCUUGGGGAUAGAGUCCAUACCCUCUGAACAGCUCGUGCCUUAUGCUUCUAGAGAUUUGGCAAUGACGAAUGUAAUGGAGGCAUUAAGUGAUGACAAUAUCAACUUCAUUGGAAUACAUGGUAUUGGGGGCGUUGGAAAGACAACUUUGGUAACAGAAAUUGGUAAAAAAGCUAAAUCUGAUAAGUUUUUUGACGAUGCUGUGAUGGCUGUAGUGUCUCAGAACCCAGACAUUAAAAAAAUUCAAGGUCAAAUAGCUAGCUGGUUGGGUUUCACCGAAUUAAAUGAAAAAGAAAAUGAAAUUGAAAGAGCAAGCAUGUUGUGUGCAAGACUCAAUGAUGUGAAGAAGAUCCUUGUUAUAUUGGAUGAUGUUUGGGCCAAACUUAAUUUGGCAAACGUGGGCAUUCCAUUUGGCAAUGAUCACCCGGGUUGCAAAAUCAUAAUCACAACACGGCGUAAGCAAGUGUGUAGAACCAUGGGAAAUGAAUGGGAGAAAACAAAGAUAGUCUGGCUUGAUGUUUUAUCUGAACAAGAUUCAUGGGGCUUAUUCAGAAAGAACAUUGGCGACGUUGUUGCCUCUUCUGCGUUGAAUGAUGUGGCCAGAGAAGUUUGUAAAGAAUGUGGAGGGCUUCCCAUAGCAGUAGUUACGGUUGCAAAGGCAAUGAAAGGUAAAUCUAACCUUGAAGAAUGGAAAAAUGCAGCCCAAGAAUUAAAAAAAUCAGUGCCAACAAACAUUGAAGAUGUUGAUCAACAAGUGUACAAAAGUCUUAGGUUGAGCUAUGAUUACCUGCAAGAUGAGGAAGCCAAGGAUUGCUUCUUGCUUUGUUCUCUGUUUCCUGAGGAUCAUGACAUCGUAGUAGAAGACUUGGUACGAUAUGGGAUGGGGUUGAAAUUAUUCAAAAAUGUUGAUACAGUGCAAGAAACCAGGAGCAGAGCAAAGUUAGUGAUCAACAAUCUCAUAGCUUCCUGUUUAUUAUUAGCUAAUUAUAAACAAGGUUGCAUCAAAAUGCAUGAUGUUGUACGUGAUGUUGCCAUAUUUAUUGGAUCCAAAAAGUAUUUUGUAAGAGCUGGUCGCAAUUUGAAAGAUUGGCCAAAUAUGGAUAGUUUGGAUCAAUACAUUGGCAUAUCGUUAAUCAGAAAUCAAAUCAGUAACCUUCCUGAGGUCUUGGAAUGUCCAAAGCUCCAAAUAUUACUAUUACAAUACAAUAAAAAUGAAUGGUCAUGUUCACAUGAAUUCUUUUCAAGGAUGAAUGCACUUAAUGUUUUAGAUUUGAGCCAACAACUUGACUACGAUUUUGACAAUCCAAUUCGUAGUCCUGAUGCUUUCAAUAACCAAACGUGUCUUCGAACAUUAGUUCUUGAUGGAAUUAAGUUUGGGGACACUAAAUUUCUUGGACAAUUAAAGACGCUUGAAGUCCUUAGCCUCAGGCAUGCCUUCUUUUCUGAGGCACCAAAUGCUAUAAGGGAGUUAACUAAUCUAAGGUUGUUGGACAUGACUGAAAGCCAUCAUGAAUUUCCGAUUCUGGCCGCAAUGGUAUUGCCUUUAUUCCAUUUGGAGGAGUUGUACUUGUUUGGCAUCACAUCUUCGAGUAUCGGAUACCCUGCAGUGGAAGUAGUUGCUGCUCUAAGAUCUUUGCCUCGCCUAAAAAUGCUAACCAUUUCCAUACCUGACAUUGUGUAUAUACCCAAGGACUUUGUUUUUCCUGAGCUGGAAAGUUUUAUUAUUGUUAUUGGAAAAUCGAGAUAUCAGGUUAGAGUUGAAUAUAUUUCCCCAAAUUAUUUGAAAGUUGGAAAUUUGGUUGGAUCCAUGGUUAAUUGGAGUAAAUGGCUAAAGAUGGUGUUGAAGAGAGCUACACGUCUGAGGAUUGAAAGUUGUUCUCAAUUGGAAUACUUGAUCGACACAGAGGAAUGGGGGAUUUCAUCACAGGCACAACCACGUGAUCUGCAAUUGCUCUUCAACCUGGAAGAAUUGGAACUCGAGGAUUUGGAUAGUUUCAAAGGGAUAUGUGCAGCAAGUGCACUUACUACUUCCAGCUGGGAGUGGUUCCCAAAGCUUAGAAGUCUGGUAGUUGACAAAUGUCCUUCACUAUCAACUGUUCUUCUUCCAUUCAAUUUGCUUCAAAGGCUACAACAACAUUUGGAGAUGCUUGUAGUAUUCAAAUGCGAGAAAUUGGAACAAGUAUUUGAUUUUGGUUCUGAAGGAGAAGGCAUGAAGCUGCUUUCUAGUUUGAGCGUUUUAAGUCUAUGGAACUUGCCUAGAUUGAAACAUAUAUUGAACUGCUCCAGUCGUCAACAUGUGCAACUCUGCAACCUAAGAUAUAUGCGUGUCGAAUCAUGUGGCAAACUGAAAUAUGUCUUCCAACUUUCCAUAGCUCAGGCUCUUCAUCAACUUAAACAGCUUUGCGUAAGUGACUGUGAAGAAAUAAAGGAAAUUGUUGCUGCGAAGCAAAACGAAGGGCAACAAGAAAAAGAAGAGAGAGUGGACUACAAGAUGGUGUUCAAAAGUCUCAGAAACCUCAGCCUUGAAGAUCUUCCAAACCUAAGUGGUUUCUGCGCAGGAGGAGACGACUUUCCUUUUGAAUGGCCAUCCUUGGAACAACUCGUAUUGGAUGAGUGCCCCAAAAUGAAGACUUUCGCUGCCACUACUUCCGGCAGCACACCAAAACUAAAGGAAAUUAGAUUGGAUAGAUCCGUGAUACCGCUACAGGGGAUGGACUUGAAUCAGUUUGUGCAAAACCAUAUCAUUUCAAAGCCACCUAAGGUACUUCUCUAUUUUACCACAUUUAACAUAUAUACAUACAUAUAUACUUACAUUAUGAGGCAAUGUUUUUUUUUUUUUUUUCAAAAAAGUAAAUUAAAUUGGGUCCUUGACUAAUAAACUAGUAA
Camellia sinensis is the source of this 3517-nucleotide messenger RNA. The record is from RefSeq and is a predicted model, not a curated record. Lineage: Eukaryota; Viridiplantae; Streptophyta; Magnoliopsida; Ericales; Theaceae.